CAAUUAAGAUAAACUCAUAUGCAUCAUACAUAUAAGACAAAUUUAAUACCUUAUAAUUGAUAAGUAAAGCUUCCAACCAACGAAAGAAAAUGAGCUGCUUUAGUACUUAUAUAUAUAUAUAUUUUUUUUGAAAAUUAGAGGAAGCUUUCAAACACAAAUAUAAAACAUAUUUGAGUUUCAAAUAUAGAACCUCUUCUUAGAUGAGAUUCAACUCCUAACAAAUAAAUCAAAGAGAGCUGCCUAAUACUCAUAAAUUCAUUUGAUGAGUUUAGUAGGUCAACGUAACCCGCUCCGAACCUGCUGGCAUAACAUCAUCGUAAUGAUCCGACCCGAUACUUAAACCCUGCUCUGCUUCUUCGUUCACUUGGAUCCUGCUCGCUCAAAACAGAUUAACAGCAAUGGUGAGCAUCGGAUCCAUUGCUGCCAGAGUCCGCUUCUCCUACUGCUCGGCCUCCUCCCACCAUCAUUCUCCUUCUGCACAGGCGACUCUCCACCGAACCCUACGCUUCAUCACCAAAGUCCGUCUCAAAUGGGUCAAGAACCGCGGCCUCGAUCACAUUAUCGACCGCGACACCGACAUCAAAGCCGCCGCACUCCUCAUCGAUCUCAUCGCUCGCUCCCCUUCUUCCUCACCCAUCCCUGCCCGCUCCCUCUCCCAUCUCCAGAGAAACCUAGGCCUCACCGUCCCCGUCCUCCGCUUCCUCCGUCGCUACCCCACCCUUUUCAUCGAAACCCCCCAUCCCCGUUACCCAUCCCUCCCCUCUUUCUCCCUCGCGGCAGCCGCCGUCCUCCUCCGUCGCCGCGAACUCGAUCUUUACUCCGCUGACUCGUCUGCUGCCGCUUCCCGCCUCGCGCGCCUCCUCAUGAUGUCUCGUUCCCGUUCGCUUCCAUUCCGCGCGCUUGCUCCCCUCCGUUAUGAUCUUGGGCUCCCAUCCACCUUCGCCACUUCCCUUGUCCCCUCUCGCCCUGAUCUCUUCCGCAUCGUCGCCAGAGGCGACCAGCAUCGCCUCACCCUCGUCGACUGGCCGUCCGAUCUCGCUGUCUCUGCCCUCCAGCUUCGCCACGCGGACUCCAUCUCCAAUCCUUCGUAUCGAGAUUUUAAACGCGGCGCGUUUUCCUCCGCCACGCCGCUUACCUUUAAUAUGAGCUUUCCGCGUGGCUACGGGGCGCAGAAGAAGGUCAAGGCCUGGAUGGAGGAGUUUCACCGGCUGCCCUAUUUUUCCCCCUACGAAGACUGUUCUGGGAUCGACCCAGAGAGCGAGUUGAUGGAGAAGCGUACUGUUGGGGUGCUUCAUGAGAUUCUCAGCCUUAUGAUUCAUAAGAAAACGAAGAGGAAUUACAUUAGGAGCCUGAGGGAGGAGCUCGGACUGCCUGAGCGGUUUACUAGGAUUUUUACGAGGUAUCCUGGGAUUUUCUAUUUGUCCAUGAAAUGCAAGACCACAACUGUGAUGUUAAGGGAAGGGUAUCAGAGGGGAAAGCUUGUUGAUCCUCAUCCGAUCACAUUGUUGAGGGAUAAGCUGUUUUAUGUGAUGAGGACUGGAAUAUUAUACAGGGGAAAGGGCAUGACGAAGUUAGUGCUGGAUGAAGAUGAUCUGGACCGGCUAGGGAAUGAAGGCCAUGGGGAAGAGGGGUUAGAGGGAGGGAAUGAGGGGUAUGAUGAAGAUGAGGAUGAAGAGGGUGAAUGCUAUGAGGUGGAGGAUGAUGAAUCUGAAUCAGAAUCAGACUCAGAUGAGGACUAAAAUGAGCAUUUUUGUUUCCUAUUUAACUUGCUAGGAAGCUGGAUGAUUGGAAAAGGGGAAGUUCUGGCCAUAAAUGGUAUUUUUCAACAGCAUUUAUAGUCAGUGCAUGUAGUGCAGGUGAUUCUACAGUUGACUUCAUGCCUGUGAGGAUUGUCCAAAAAAUGAGGAUAAUAUUACAAUCCAAUACGAAAGGUGAUUCCUGAAGAAUUAAACAAGUAGGUUACCGUUAUGCAAAUGACACGCAUUCAUGAAAAUUCUCAUGUUCUUUCAAAAUAUGUAUGCACAUAUGCAAAGAAUUCGUAUGUAUGUGUGGAUAAAUUUCAAAAAAAAAAAAAAGGUGCACUGUUGAAAUCAAGUUGUGAACCCCUUUCAAAAAUUGAUAUUUAAUGCUCAAGCAGAUCCAUUGAAUAUGAA
Messenger RNA from Dendrobium catenatum, 2153 nucleotides. Its product is annotated as protein WHAT'S THIS FACTOR 9, mitochondrial. The coding region runs from base 399 to 1739 and encodes 446 amino acids. Lineage: Eukaryota; Viridiplantae; Streptophyta; Magnoliopsida; Asparagales; Orchidaceae. The transcript has 2 exons. Gene Ontology annotation, molecular function: RNA binding. The record is from RefSeq and is a predicted model, not a curated record.